AUGAUUGAAAGUACUAAAGUUAAUAUAGAGUUCUUUUAUAUUACAUACAAUGAUAGAAUUAAUGUAAAGAUGGUUAUAUUCUCUCCUUGGAGAAAAGUCAUUACUUUGACUUUAUCUAGUGCUAAACAAAAAAAUAUUUACAACUUGCCAACUACACGUUUUAUCAAUACUAUUAGUAAAAAUGGAGUUGCCAGUCUUAGAAGGUCAAUCAGCUACAAGCAAAAGAGAUCUAUUCAUACAACGGCUCCUUUACCAUCGUUAAAAAAAGAUCCUUAUGAAAUUUUAGGUGUUAAAAAGACAGCAAGCGCUAGUGAAAUUAAAAAGGCUUAUUAUGGUUUGGCUAAAAAAUAUCAUCCUGAUACAAAUAAAGAUAAAAGCGCUCGGGAGAAAUUUGCUCAAGUCCAAGAAGCUUAUGAAAUUUUAUCUGAUGAAAAAAAACGUAACCAGUAUGAUCAAUUUGGGCAUGGAUACAAAAGUACAGACGGAUUUUAUAGUAAUGAUAGUGGAUUCCCUGGAGGAUUUAACGUAAAUGAUAUUUUUAAUCAAUUUUUUGGCGGAGGAUUUGGUGGAGGCAGAGCCGAUCCCUUUCAUUCUAAUAAUACAAACAUGGGUCAAAACAUUGAAAUACCUUUAAACUUAAGUUUUAUGGAAGCAGUAAAGGGCGCAGUAAAAUAUGUUCAAAUUAACAAAAUAACAACCUGUAAUACAUGCCAUGGUAGUGGGCUACGUAUUGGCAAAAAGAAAGCAACUUGUUCUCGAUGUCAUGGUACAGGUGUGCAGACAAUUAUGGUGGGUAGCUAUUAUAUGCAAACAGCCUGUCAAUCUUGUCGUGGUUUAGGUUCCUUUAUUCCAUCUGAAUGUGGUUGUCCUGUCUGUGAUAGUAUGGGAAAAGUAAGAGAAAAGAAAAUGGUUCAAGUAAAGAUACCAGCUGGUGUAAAUCAAGAUCAAGAAAUUAUAAUUUCAGGUGAAGGUGAUGCACCUUUGGAAGGACAGGGGCUUAAUGGUGACUUGGUUGUAUUAUUAAAUAUUGAACCUUCUCAAAUUUUCCGCAGACGAGAUGCAGAUAUAUUUGUAGAAGCAAAAGUUCCUUUCUAUAAAGCAAUGUUAGGUGGACGUGUUUGUAUUCCAACUAUCGAUGGUGAUGUAGAACUUAAAGUACCUUCUGGGGCUCAACCUGGUGAUAACAUUACCUUAAAGGGACGUGGUGUUCAACAAAUUCAUGAUGCAACAAGACGCGGUGAUCAAAUAGUGACAAUUAAAGUUGAAUUUCCUAGAUCCUUAAAAGGAAAACAAAAAGAAAUUAUUCAAGAAUAUGCGGCUGUUGUAGAUGAAGAUUUUCGUCCAAAAGUAGAAGAAGUAAAACCAUCUAUUAAGCAUAAAGAAGAAAAAAAUACAAUAGAGGAUAUAAAAGAUAGUAAAUACCUCGGAUUUUUUAAGAAUGCUCUUAGCAAACUUAAAGAUAAAUUUUGUAAAAAUAAUAAUUAAAUAGAGCUUAAAAAAAAGAGAGAGAGAAAGAUAAAUAAUUUAAAUAGUUUUAUCGACAAGUGAGAAAGUGUAAAGUGAAGUAAAAUACUGUGUGCUGGGUUCUGUUCUGAUUAUAUACCUGUUCUCAAUAAUUAUAAAACUUAUACGUUUUUAAUCUUGGUUUUUUUCUGUUAAUUUCAAAAUGGUGGGAUUUAUAACUUCAUUUAAUAAAGGAGUUGGACAAGAAGAGUAUCUGUACUUUUUCUUAUUAGUUAUAUGUGUUUUGACAGCAAAAAGUUAAAGAAAGAGAAAAAACAAAAGACAAGUCUGUGAAAACUUCGCGUAGUUUUUUUAUUGAGGAAAAAAAUACAAAAAUU
Cokeromyces recurvatus is the source of this 1841-nucleotide messenger RNA. RefSeq lists its product as uncharacterized. Gene Ontology annotation, biological process: protein refolding; response to heat. The coding region runs from base 1 to 1485 and encodes 494 amino acids. The record is from RefSeq and is a predicted model, not a curated record. The transcript is spliced from 6 exons. Gene Ontology annotation, molecular function: heat shock protein binding; ATP binding. NCBI's taxonomy places the organism in Eukaryota, Fungi, Mucoromycota, Mucoromycetes, Mucorales, Mucoraceae. Gene Ontology annotation, cellular component: cytoplasm.